AAAGCAGUGUAUCCUGGACGUGUGAAAUGGCGGAUUCGCUUGAAACUGAGAAAACGAGCGAAUUUACGUGCAAACAAUGCCUCACUUAUCGUAAUGAGUGCUUGUAAAGAAAUAUUUCGGAUAACUUUUGUAAAAGAUGUCUGGAAUAGACUCAAGGGAAUCUCUAGAUUUUAAAGAAGACUCAACAAUUGCUCAUGAUGGAUUAAGAGAAAGUAUUGAAAAUGCAUCAUUCUUCCAAAGCAGAGGACCCCUGGCUGCUUCAACGGUCUCAAGACCACAAAGACCAAAUACCCGUGGGCAAGACAGAGAAAAAUGGAAAAAAAACGGGUCAUUCUUAGAUUUUAAUACUCCAAAGAGGGGCCAGAUAAACGAUAAUGAAUAUGAUAGAUUUGGAGAUGAGUUUUCCAUGGGAAUCAAAGGAUCAAGCAGGGACUCCUCACUGGGUCUUAUUCCAGUGGAAGAAAUGAGUGAUUUAUCUGCCAGUGUUCUGCAAGUGCCAGAAGAGAAGUUUUUUGAUUCAGAGGCUGCCACAGUGAAAAAGAGACCAUCCUCUCCAAAAACAAGAGAACCCCCUGGGGACUUCAAGCAAGCUUUGUUUUCCAACAUGACAUCGGGACAUGUUCCAGGAAUCCUUACAGAGGAGGAGGGAGACGUCACAGUUCCAGAUAUCCAGUUCCAGGAGGGAGAAUUGGACCAACUGGAUGAGGACUUUGAUCUGGAGAUGACAGCUAAUGAGAGUGCUCUGGAGUAUGCAGGGAUACCUAAUCCAGACUUGUCCGAAAUGAAGCUCCAUACAACCAGUGAUAAUACUGCAGGUGAUGACAUUUGGAAUUCGGUUUAUUUGAAGUCAGGCUCCACCUUCUCUCAGUUCAUUACAGCAGAAGAAGGAGAGACUUCUGGUGAACAGGAGACCUCAAUCGUACAGGAAAUGACUAGAAAUUCCCAGCGCAGAUUUCCCAGUCUCAGCAAAGUCACACUCUUUGAUGGUAAGCAGGAUCAUCAAAUUAAAGAGAUGGGGAGUUCAGAAGAUGUAAGUCAGCCUCUGUCAGCAAGAACCAGGGCCCAAUUUCCCACCCUAGCAGCUGUUAGAAUGGACAGUGAGGUAUUUGACCAGUCUGUAGAUGUGGACAAAAGUAUUUCAAAGAGAGGCUCUGGGGCAGGUCAAAGUGCAGACCUUGAAGUCAACACACCAAAGAAUGUCUCACAAAUGAGUGCUCAAAGGUAUAAGAUGAAUGAUGAAGGGACAAUGAACGGAAGUACUGAUAAUGUGUCCAUGUCCAUGAGGUACUCUGCUGAAGGGGACGUAGUUAGCUCCCCUGACAGAACGGGGGUCAAAAGUUCACCAAGGAAGGAUGAUGACUCUGAAGAUGAGGAGAAGAUCCUUCCUUCACAAUCAAAGAACUCACCAGCAAAGGAAUUCCUGACUACCUUUAAAGAGAGUUUUAAAUCGCCAACCCACAAAACCAGGAAUUCAGAAGUGAAUUCAGAGGAGCAAAGAGUAAAGCCCAUGGGGGAUGAUUUACUGACAGAGAAGGGUCCUAACCGAUAUCAUGACCCCCAGGAGGAAAAUGGAGAAGACUACCAAGAUGACAUGCCCUCCCAGUUGAACUCAAUGUAUUUCAAGCCCUCCUAUCCGGAAGCUUCCAUGCUUCCCCCGGGACAGAGGAUGGACACUUCAGAUGACAUGUUUGGGGAGGUGGCCUACCCAGAGACCAUAGAGGUGUUUGAUUCCCCAGGGGACAGGCUUGAAGCUUCUGGCUGCAACAUCAAUGACAUGCAGGCAGGGGACAAUCCGUUUGAUGGACUAGAGUCAUCUUUCGGAUCUUUUGGGUUGAACAAAGAAUCUGAUAUCCCAGAAUUGCCUGGACAGGCCAACCAGUGGUUACAGCUCAACUCGAGCCCAAUGAGUGCCAGAACCCGCAACAGUGGCCAGUCUCAGGCAAGCCAGAGACUCAGCUCUCAGUCAGGAGUAAGCCCAAGGGUCAGCCACGAGUCCAGUAAAUCUACACAACAGAAAAAACAGUCUUACAGAGACAUGGAAGGGAGUGAGUAUCCCAGUCGGUCGAGGAGAUCUGCAGACUCUGUGUUUGCUGAGCCACGACUGAGUCAGUACUAUGGGGGAGACCCCCAAGCUGUCAGAAGGAGUUUCCCAGAACUCUCAAUAUCACAGCCAAUGAAAGCUGAUGUCUCACCCAGACUGUCCAAAAGUCAAGAUCGUCCUGUUGUGUACAAGGAUGACUCAGGCGAGAUGGUGACAGACCUAGCCUACCAGACAGAUUUCACCGACAUGGCUCCUACCCAGCAUGCCAAGCUGCAGGAACAGUUCGUUAAGGGAAGUCUGGACUUUGAUGUUACCAUGGCUGAUGAUUUUAAACCUGCUGAUGAGGCCAAAGCAAUGCUUGAUGAAGAUGAAGAACAGUUUGAGAAAGAUAAUGUAUUCAGAGAGGAUGUCAAGAUAGUCACCCCUGUGGGUUCCCCCGACUCUUGGGGCUACUCCAGUAAAAUGUCCAUCUCCUGUCCCUCCUUCCUCAAACCAGACGUUGAGGACCUGAGGAUUUCUAUUGGAACCUUUAUGAAGAGUGGGUCAGGUGCCCUCGGAUCAUUGGGAGGUGAUGGAUCUCAGGAGAGACCUGAGUUUGGUAUGCACAUCAAAACCCCUCCCCAGAAUAGGAAGCCGAUGGCCCUCAUUGAAACAUCCGUCAGGGAGUUUGAGCCUGACAGGAGUCUCCAAGCCUCCAAGUGCAGGACCGAGGGAGUGGGCAAUGAGGAUGAAGACAGACUGGAGGACAGGACCCUACAGGAUGAGGCAGUGACCCUGGCUGAUCUGGAAGAGUCCCCUGCAUACCAGGAGAGUCAGGGGUCCCAUCUUCAGUCCAUGGGGUAUAGGGACAGUCCAGAGUCACAGCCCCAGCCCAAGAGAAGCAAGACCCCUGUAAUGGAGCUAUCAGCAGAGCUGUCUAAGCUCCAAGAAUCUCUGAGGGAGUCUGAUGAUUCCCUAAGCAUCACUCUGCUGCAUUCACUGCUUCAGUCAGUGCCCAAAGACACCAAACCCGCUGAGCUGUCUAAAAUGGUCAUGGCUCUGUCACAGAAGUCUUCCAGAUCUCUCCGUCAUCCGGUGGCAAAAUCAACCAAACUUCCCAUCAGAAGAGGGUCUGAUGUGAUGAAUAAGGUCAAAGGACCGUCUCCAAGGAAAUCACAGGAUGUACCAGAACAAGACAGAAGCCAGAAUUCGGCCUCCUUCAGCUCCAAAGGAUCAAAGGAAGACAAGGAGCUGAAGAACAUUCUCCACAAAACGCGGCCAGAUGGGGAAGAAUCGGACGUUUCACUGUCCCCUAUUAACAGAAGUGAUAAUGUGACUCCUUCAGACGUAAUGUUAAAAACAUCCUGCCAAAGUGACAAUGCGGAUGGCAGUGAAAGAGAGUCCAUUCAUUCUAAUGAUCCUUCAGGUAGAAGAGGUCAAGCUGGAAAUUCUUCACAGAUGUAUGUCCAUAGUGGCCAGGUAUCUAGAGGCAGCAUGGCUUCACCUCGUAGUCGCGGUGGAAGCCAGAGAAGUUCACAGGAAAAUGUACGCUAUGCAUCCAGUGCAGCUGUCAAUGCUUCUGAUAGUCCGGAGAGGUCCAGACACAGUAGUACUGGAAGUAAUAAAGAAUCCAGAGAGAGCCGGAUCCGGUCUCCACAUGGCAAUGACCAUGGAGACUUGACUGGACACCACAUUCCGGAUGGUACAGACUACAGUCUGAAAGCAGACUAUCCACAUCAGAUCAACAUGGGGAUGUCCAGAGAGGAUCUGGUCGGAACGGAGGAUAUCCAGCUGGCAGAUUCCAGAGGAUUUAAUCUCAUUGAUAGGGAUCUGGACAGUAUGGGAAAUGGUCAGAGAAUUAGUAGGGGUUCUAAUGAACAAAGGAGCAGGGAACGAAGUGUGAGUGAUUACCAUUCAAAGCAUGACUAUGACAUUGAUUACAGUGAACAAGGCUUUAAUCGGAAUGGAAAUUACAACAGCGGUAGGAAUUCUCAGGCCAGUAAAAAGUAUGAAGUUCAAGACAACGAAUAUUCUCAAGAUGCACACAAUAAAGAGAACAUAGCCCAUGAUAAAAAGGCCAAAGAAGAUAGGGACUUGAUGCCUCCUCCACCUGUGCCAAGUUUUCAUCACAAUCUGGUCCCACACCACAAAACAUCAGAUCCACCCAUGCUGCUGACGAAACAAUCUCUGAUGAAGAGCAGCUUUGCCCAGCAGUACUUACCACCACCAGCCACCAGACAGAUCUUGUCAUCCAAGCAGUUUUCUCAGUCUCAGGGUGAUGUGUUCACACUGAAGCAGGAUCAUCAUCAACUUCCCACUCAUGACUCGACAAUGAGUAAGAAACUGUCCCACUCGCAAACCAACAUCCAAGACCACAGCAUGGCGGACCUCAGCCAACAUAGUCUAAUUACACCCGACCAGUCUCGUCAUCGUCGGAUCCUGUCGGAACCAAUGACUGAUGGGAAGAGGCUAGCAGACGACAUCAGCAUGUUCAGACAGCCACCUGCAUACCACAGUACUCCAUUUCAGAGGGACGCUAAUCUGUCCGAGACACAGUUUUAUGAGUUGGAUCAUUCUGUGAUGUCUGUCAUGGAUGCAGAAAAAUCCACCUUGGAUGGAAAUUUCAAACCAGCUAAAAUUCCCACACCAGAAUAUACAGGCUUAGCAGCCAUUAAAGCCCCAGAAAUUCUGACCUUCCCUGAAGUGUGUUGCAUUGGAAUCUCGGUGAAGACCACCCUCCCCCUGACCAAUCCGACCAAUCGCUGGCUGGAGUGCAUUCUUCAGGUGCGGCAGCUUUUACUCGACGGACAGCCGGCUGGAACCAGUGUGGCAGUACCAUUUGAAAUGAAGCAGAAGGUCAUAGUAGAACCAAACACUAUGGAGAAAAUUGAGGUGAUCUUCAUUCCUAAGUUGGCUGGAGCGUAUGUGGCCGAGUUGUUGAUCCACUCCCACAGGUUUACCCAGGACCGGGCCUCAGGCUCCAUGUCCUACCCUACCAUAAUCACGGUGCAAGCCAUAGCCGAAAAGCCCAAAAUUGAGGUUCAUGGCUUUGGUCUGGAGAACCGGGUGCUGAACUUUGGACAGGUGACGUGGGGGAGCUGUAAGUCCCUGACCCUGGGGAUUGUCAACUAUGGACAGGCCUCCCUCCCCCUCAGGCUCUCCAUAUCUUGUACUAAGAACCUGGGCGUUAACAACAUACCCUGGCACUGCUUUUCCUUUGAUCGUAAUGGACAGAACUCGGCCCUGGGGGACAUCUCCAUUAUAUCACGCAGCAGUCGCCCCCAAUCCCCAGCCCUGGGGAAGACGGUAGUCACACUCUGUAUCCCAGGACGAUCAGCAAAGGAUUCUGGGAUUAGUGAAAUGGAGGUUAGGGUGUGGUGUCGACCCCCAGACAAGAGGAUUGACAGAGCUUUGGCUCAGAAUCCACCUGAUGAAAUGACAGCAAGGAUCGACAUUGACGUAGACACGCCCACUGCCAACAUCCCACCCCUCAGAACGAUCGACCUGCAAGCUAUCGUGGGCGUGGCUCGACUACACAUCCCCAAGUACCUGGAAAUGGUCAAGUUGGAGUCUACAGUCCGACAGGCAGCCAGGGACUCCAUUGCCCUGAAGAACUUUGGGAACAUAGACCUCAAAAUUUCUCUCAGUAUUCCUGACCAUGAAGAUGUCUUCCAAGUCCGUCCAAAACAGAUCACAAUUCCACCGGGACAGGAGAAUGAGAUCAUGGUGGAGUUCUUUCCCAUGGAAUCAGGGAAGAAGUCUCUAGAGAGUGUGCUGUUGAUGAAUGUAGAGCCAGAUGGUCCGUUAUACGAGCUGCCAGUACUGGGCAGUGUGGUGUCAGAGAAAGCCAAGAGACAGUCCACCCCCAUAGUCCUCAGUGACAGGUGCUUCAUCUAUUUUGGAGGUGUGGGGACAGGGAAAACAUUGGAGAAGAAGUUCAGGUUAAAAAAUCAAACGCAGUACCCUUUGAAGUUGAAGCUGGAGGUCCGUGACGAUUCACAUGUCUUUAAGAUGAGAACGUCGGCCCUUCAGUCUAACAAUCUAACAGAGAUACGAGACGUGAUCAUUCAGCCAUUGGAGACCUACCCUGUUUAUGUGACAUACUCCCCGAUCUCACCCACACUGAAUUCUGGGAAAGUUGUCAUCAAACCUUAUGACACUGCAUACAAGUUCUCAAUUCCUGUGUCUGGUUAUGGUGGAGUUGGUAAGCUGGUGGUAGAGGGAGCUAGUAUAGCAGACAUGAACCGCUACUGUCUCGACAUGGGGGAUAUUUCCCUUGGACAGGAAACGGGAGAGAAAGUCAUUGUCCGAAAUGUUGGAUCUCGACCUGUGUUUGUCAAACUCAUGGCUUAUGCAGGUUCCCACUGUAGGAAGGAUAAUAUAUCUGGGAGAGUCUUGGUGGAACCCAGUGAAUUUGUACUUGAACCAGAGGGUACUAAGUCUGUGAUAAUUGUUUUGAACCCGUCUGACCGAGAAACUUCACUGUGUGCCACCAGCAAACAGAUUGUGUCUACAGUUGUAGCCUUUUAUGGAGAUGAAAUUUCCAGACAAAGAUACAGAAGGGCCAUGAGUUCCUCCACGAAGCCAUACAAACCCAGCUCCUCUAUAGAUCCAUUGUCUCUGUCUCUGAAUCUUAACCGCAACUUACCUGAUGAAGACUUGGUGCCAGAAUCUACAGUUCCAUCUGAAGUGAAUGGGAACUCUUUGAUUGACACCUUUUUCACCACCAUGUCCAGACUUUAUAUAGCCCUGGUGGGGUCCCCCUCAGAGUUUUCCCUGACCAAGACCCCCCAGAUACACCACUCUGGGAAGUCCCCUCUCACUAAGGAGAGGGGGUGGAGGACCAGCGCUAGUCUCACAGGAAUACCGUCCAAAGAUUCAAACAGGUGUAUAUCCCCCAGAAGUAACACCACCCCCCUCCACGACUCCCCCUUGUUUGUACCAGAGGAGGAAGAUAAGGACUGGUCAGUGAAACCCACCCAGCUCAUCUUCAGGGUCUCCAGUCAACAAGAUGAGAAGUUACCAAUACUUAAGUUUCAAAUCAGCAAUUUUCAGAGCAGAACCAUGUCAUAUGAGUUGACGUGGCCCGGUCAGAAAUUGAAGUUGACCCCAGAGGGUGGAGUAGUAGGACCCAAAGACACAGUGACAGUAUGUAUUAGCCCAAGUCCCACUGUGUACAAGAUCAUCCAGGACCUGCCGUGGAGUGGAUGUGUCCACAUUACAAAUGGACCAAAAACCAAGAAAGUGCAAGUCCAGAUCCGGACAGAAUUGGGUGACAGCCAGCCCGUCCUGACCCAGAGUCUUGUCCCUGUGUUUAAACACCCCACUGGUCCCACCAUCAGUCUGCCCUACGAGUCCAGUGUGGGGAGCAUGAUGCAGGCAUCCGCCCACAAGAUAGAGUUCCCGGUCACCAAAGUAGGGGAACAAUCAGAGACUUCGUUUGAGCUGACCAACACUUCAGACAAAUCUAUGCAGUGGAUUGUCUCCUCCUUUGCUCCACCAUAUGUCAAGGGUGCAGACAGUACUAAGGAUGUAUUCCGAGUCAUGUAUAAAGUUUUUGACUUCACCAUCAAGUCGGGGAGUUUGCCGCCAGGGAAGAGUACUCAGGUUAAUGUUGAGUUCAUGCCAAGGUCUAAAGGAACGUUCACACAGCACUGGGAUAUACAAGGCACAAAAGAUAAACCUGUCCGACUUCAGCUGGCAGGGGAGAGCAUUGCAAAUGAUGACUUGGUGGGAAGUCAAAUGUCCAGUUACAGAGAUAACACUGCAGCAAACUUACAAGAUACAGGAGCCAAAACACUUAAAAAGAGUAAAGAUGAACGGCAAGUCCUACUGAAAAAUGAGGAGCUGAGAUUUCUACCUUGUUCAGUGGGACAGUCACAGAUGGUGAAGCUUCAGAUCGCCAACAACUGCUCAUCUCCUCAACCGAUUGAAGUGAUUCCACCCCAGCCUCCGUUUUAUGUGAAGCACAUGAGAUUUGAAGUGAAAGCCAAGAAGUACCUGAUGCUGCCAGUGGAAUUCCGACCCUCAGAACCCAACAACUACGAAGGACUGAUUGUGCUAAAGACAGGGGUGGGAUAUAGUUUGAGUGCCAAACUGUAUGGGCAGUGUACAUCAUAAUGCAGAAAUUCGAUAAGGAACCUGUGAUGGUGUGGGGGGAUUGGAAGAAGGAAACAGCUGUCGGAGUGUUAGUUAAAUAUUAAACAGUACUAGUAUACGUGAAAGUCAGGGAAUUGAUGUUUUGUUUUAGAACAAUUUUAUCGGGACUCGUGUCUCAGAUUUCUAUGGUGUAUAAGAAACCGUAUUUAUUACCAUGUGCAUCAGAUGCUUUAAGAUCUGUUUUGUUAACACAAUCAGGAUUUACAUGUAAUCAUGGACAGAGUUGAUCAUAAGUUUUGUGGGUUGUUUCAAUUGUUUUAAUAGUUCCAUGUGAUAUACAGCUGGGUUGCUUUGUUUUGAUUUGUACUCAGUUGAAAUAACCCUUAAUUACAUGUACUUCCAGUACAGAUGUACUUCAUAAAGGAUUGAUUGUAACCUUUUUUCUCUCUUCAUAUUAGUUUAGGUGCUUAAUAUAGUUCAAAUGUUUGGGUUGUUAUUAUUUUCUUCCUAUCUAGCAUUUACAUGUAUGUACACUGUGUAUAUUUAUUUGAAAUUAAUUUGAUAAUUUUUUUGUAAAUGAAAAGGAGAAAAUAGUGUGAGUGUGAAAAUGGAAAGCUUCUAUAUUCCUUAUUUAUUCUGUGGAGUGAUUAAAAUGUAAUCAUUUUAUAAUUUAAAAAAGUAGAUGUAGAAAUGUUUGCCCAUAAUAUAAAAUAUAAACAUGUUUUCAUUGUAGUUUAUGGUAAUAUGAAAACACUGCAGUGAUAGGCUCUGUGAUAAAUUUGGUGCUUCACAUGUGAAGGCAUUUCUGAUUUCCUGAGAGAGAGAAAAAAAAAAUUAAGAGAGAGAGUUGUGAUUUUUAUAAUUUUUGUUUUGUUUGGCUAAAUUCAUUUGUCAUUCAAUACCAGUUUAUUCUUUAACUAGUUUUGCCAGAAAAUCUUAAACAUGUAUUCAGAUCAUUUUGCAUUUAUUACUAGUUUACUAUUCGUUUAAAAGCUUUUCCAGAAUAUCUCAACUUCCUAGAGAUCUGUAUCAAAAUACCCAAGUAAUUAAAAAUACCUGUUUGUGUUCACUGCAUAGAGAUACCUCACUCAAUGAUAUUCAGUAUUUUAUGAAAAGAAUUACCCAGGUAUCUUAAAUUCAAUAGAUGGAACAGAAAAAUAAUCAACCAGUUAAAAUACAUGUAAAUGUAAACAAAAUCUGGGAAUUCCUUUUCUUUCCUGUCCAAUCACUUCUUAUUUGAGUAAGAUUUUUUACAUGGACUGGAAAUAUAGAUUAUUUAUGGGAAAGGCAGUUCAUUGCAUUUUGUAAAAAAAAAUAUUAUCUAGAACAUGCUUGUAUAUUAAAUUUGAAGAAAUAAAAAUUAAAAAUC
Magallana angulata is the source of this 9488-nucleotide messenger RNA. Its product is annotated as centrosomal protein of 192 kDa-like. Lineage: Eukaryota; Metazoa; Mollusca; Bivalvia; Ostreida; Ostreidae. The coding region runs from base 137 to 8140 and encodes 2667 amino acids. The transcript has 46 exons. Gene Ontology annotation, cellular component: centriole; pericentriolar material; cytoplasm. The record is from RefSeq and is a predicted model, not a curated record. Gene Ontology annotation, biological process: mitotic spindle assembly; protein localization to centrosome; centriole replication. Gene Ontology annotation, molecular function: protein kinase binding.